Letharia columbiana is the source of this 555-nucleotide messenger RNA. RefSeq lists its product as uncharacterized. NCBI's taxonomy places the organism in Eukaryota, Fungi, Ascomycota, Lecanoromycetes, Lecanorales, Parmeliaceae. The transcript has a single exon. The record is from RefSeq and is a predicted model, not a curated record. Bases 1 to 555 code for a protein of 184 amino acids.
AUGGCGGGACCGACCGAUCUGAAGAGAUUGUGGAGGAGGUACAGGGAGUACCGGGUGACCAAGAAGCAGAAGUCAAGCCAAGCAAGCUCGGAAAGCUCGAGCCGGGACAGCAAAGAAAGCACGGCGUUGGAGGAAGCAAGAAUCAUGGUCGUUGGCUUGGGAUUGGAUACAAAGCCGGAAGAAGAGCAUAUUGAAUAUGCGCGGGAUGACGAUCAUCGAUUCAUCAACAACCCACACGGCAUCGGCUGCUCCAGAACCUACGAGGUACCUUAUGACCUCGCUACCAACUCUCUGCUUUCGACAUCGCCAGGAUCCAUGCGUCCCCGCGUGCCACGAGGGGUCAACGUCGACAAGAGCGACGCGCUGUUUUCGUUUCCUGAGCUGGGAGCUUGGAAGACGGAGAGCAUCGACACGGUGAAGGGAAAGAGAAAGGGCAGGAUGCCUGGUGAUAGCGCAGAUGAUCGGUACAAGUUCCUGCUCGAUGGCCCAGCAUCGCGGGCAAAGUUUUCCGUGAAGAGCUUUACUAUGGUACGCCAGCGGGCUUGGACGUGGUGA